Molecule: messenger RNA, 1332 nt
Organism: Arachis stenosperma
Lineage: Eukaryota; Viridiplantae; Streptophyta; Magnoliopsida; Fabales; Fabaceae
Exons: 10
Coding region: 345-1085 (246 amino acids)
Biological process (GO): secondary metabolic process
Cellular component (GO): cytoplasm
Molecular function (GO): hydrolase activity; carboxy-lyase activity
Source: RefSeq, a predicted model, not a curated record
AAAUUGCACUUGCACAUGAAAAUGGUGGCACUGUUGAGGCUUAACACCCUGGUUUCACUUUCAGGUUUAUGUCCAACAAGACAUUAUUGUUAUUAUUCGAGGAAACCAAGGUUACCCUUCAGAAUCAGAAUGGCAUCAAUCACUGAAACUGCUUCAGCUUCCAAAGUCAUCUUGGAUUCUCAUCUCCAUGUGUGGGCUUCUCCUCAUGAGGCUGCUAAAUUCCCUUACCAUCCUGGACAAGAGCCCACUUUAGCAGGACAUGCUGAUUUUUUACUUCAGUUACAUGGGAACUGAUGAUGGUGACUGGAUUUGUGUUUGUGCACACAUUCUGAGAUGCUCAGUGUAUGGAGGAAGCAGGAGUAGAUAGUGCACUCAUUGUGCAGCCAAUUAAUCAUAAAUUUGAUCAUAAUUAUGUCACAAGUGUUUUGAAGAAAUAUCCAACCAAAUUUGUUGGGUGCUGCCUUGCUAAUCCAGCUGAUGAUGGCAGUGGGCUUAAGCAGUUUGAAGAUCUUGUUUUGAAGGAUGGUUAUCGCGUCGUGCGGUUUAACCCUUAUUUGUGGCCAUCUGGCGAGAAGAUGACAAAUGAAGUUGGAAAGGCAAUGUUUCAAAAGGCUGGAGAACUCAAAGUACCAGUGAGCAUAAUGUGUAUGAAGGGGCUUGAUUUGCAUAUUUCAGAAAUUGAACAACUGUGCACAGAAUUUCCCUCAACAAUUGUGAUACUUGAUCACUUGGCCUUCUGCAAACCACCACUAACUGAUCAAGAACAGCUUAUCUUUUCUAGGCUCUUAAAUCUAUCUAGAUUCCCUCAAAUGUAUGUGAAAUUUAGUGCCCUUUUCAGAGUUUCAAGAGAGAAACAUCCUUAUCUGGAUUUGUCAACUAUCUCAUCUCAAAUUGUCUCUAGCUUUGGUGCUAACCGUGUAAUGUGGGGCAGUGAUUUUCCAUUUGUUGUUCCUGAAUGUGGUUACAAAGAGGCCAAAGAAGCUGUCAAUCUAAUUGCCAAUAAGGCAUCUCUUUCUCCAUCUGAUUUGGAGUGGAUCAUGGGGAAAACAGCCACACAACUGUUCCAAAGCCACUCAGCAUCUUAAAAGUUGGAAUAAUAGAAAACUAUUGUUGCUUCUAAGCAAAAUUUUUCAUCUAGAUUGGAGUUUAUAUAUGCAAUUCUGUGUUGAAUUUAAUAUAUACAAUUGUAACAAUUCAAGCAUAUGUCCUCCUUAAUCAUCACCUAGUCCUAUUCUGAAUACUAUGUAUGCUAACUUGUAAUAAGGCUCAAUGGUGUUCUGCAAAAUUUGCUGAAAAUCCAAAAGCUUCAAAAUUAUUUAGUUUAAGUGAUCA